Messenger RNA from Myzus persicae (green peach aphid), 1802 nucleotides. Its product is annotated as monoacylglycerol lipase ABHD12-like. The record is from RefSeq and is a predicted model, not a curated record. The transcript is spliced from 10 exons. Gene Ontology annotation, cellular component: endoplasmic reticulum membrane. Lineage: Eukaryota; Metazoa; Arthropoda; Insecta; Hemiptera; Aphididae. Gene Ontology annotation, biological process: phosphatidylserine catabolic process; monoacylglycerol catabolic process. Bases 289 to 1305 code for a protein of 338 amino acids. Gene Ontology annotation, molecular function: phosphatidylcholine lysophospholipase A1 activity; monoacylglycerol lipase activity.
AGCGUCGACCGGUUUUGUGUGGACGUAACUCGUUUUCUAAACCUUGUUAAUCAUACUGUAGACUGUAGAGCGCGAAACAACACGCGCCGCCAGUACGGUAAAAAACACUGUACUGUCGUGGCAUGAAUUCUUAAUCAAUUCCCGAUGUGACUCGUAGUAUAAAAUAUAAUAUGACACAAUUAGUUAAUUAAUUUUUUGUGGGUGAUUAACCGAUCAAUUUCCUUCAAAAUCAAGUCACCGUCAGCUACGACUUACCGUCAACUCGAUAAACGACACAAAGCUUCAGAGAUGUUUAUUAACUGCAACAAGAGAAAGGCGUGUAGCACGGCGGUGGGCUUUUUCGGUAUCGCAUUUGUCAUCAUUUUCUUACUCAUACCUGCUAUUUGGCGUUAUUCACCUUCAAUUCAAAAGAGUAUGAUAUUCCUGAAUCAUGACUUUAUGCCUGACAUACAGAAUUAUAGUCAUCCGGAAGCUUACGGCUUGGAUGGAACGAGAAAUUUUUACAUUGAUACAAAGGACAAUGUAACGUUAGGAGUGUGGCAUAUAUUACCGCGUAAUUUGUUCACAAAAUACGGAGCAAACGAAUCCAAUUACGAACAACUCUUGGGCCAUGGGGAACCGAUUAUCAUAUACAUGCAUGGCAACUCUGGUGCCCGCCCGAACAAUCAACGGAUAGAAUUGUAUCGCAAACUCCGGGAUAUCAACUGUCACGUUAUAGCCGUAGACUACAGAAGUUAUGCCGAUUCUACAGACGUCGAAAUCGACGAGACCGGCUUAGUAUCGGAUGCGAUGGAGACAUUUAAAUGGGUUUACAAACGCGCGCACGGAACGCCGAUCUUUGGCUGGGGACACUCUCUGGGCACUGGGAUUGGAGCACAUGCGUUUUCGUUAUUGGAAAAAGAAAACAUCUAUCCCAAUGGACUUAUUUUAGAAGCACCGUUCAAUAAAAUGAGUGAAGCAAUUAGAGAAUAUUCAACUACUACGGUUCUUCGAUAUUUCCCUUGGUUUGAUUUUUUCAUUAUUGACCCAGUCAUUGCAAAUGGAAUUGUUUUUGAUACCGAACAAAACUUGAAAAAUGCGAAAGUUCCUGUGCUAAUAUUACAUGCUCGAGAUGAUAUAAUAAUACCGUACCAGCUCAGUGAAAACUUGUAUAAUUACAUAACGGCCAGUCGGAAGAGUGAACUGACUGAACUUGUUUUAUAUGACGCCGAGUUCGGGUUUGGCCAUCAGUUUAUUUGUCGGGAUAAGGAAAUUGAAAAAAAGAUUCAGAAAUUUAUACAGAAUUGUCUAAAAAUAACAUCUUGAUCGGCGAAAAUACAAUAUAAGCUCGUCAAAAUUGCUAAGUGUCACGUAUACAUAGUUAUUACAACAUAAUAUACAAAAUAUUAUAUGUACACUGUAAUACAAACGUCUCAGUUUUGUAUCGGAUUAUUGAGAUUAUGAGAUUAUUUAUUAUCUUUUUUGUAAAUUGUAUCGUUGUUAAAUAUUCUUUAUUGUAAGACAUUUCAACAACGUAUUUUUAUAAGAACUCAAUUUUAACUAUUAUCAUAUUUAUAAUAAUAUGUUAUGCUCAUUGUGGCCAAUAGUUAUAAUAUCAUAGUUGUUUUGUUCUUAAAAAUAUAUCUCGUUGAAUACAUUAAUUAUAAGUGAAUGCUUAAGAAAAUGGGGAAAAAAUGUUCGAAUUGUGUAUUUGAAUUUAUCCCCAGUGUUAUAUUAAUGUAACAAAAAUUACACCAACACUUUGUACUACCUACUCUUGGAAAUCAGAUCAGGAUAUAAUACAAUAACAGUUAUUAUUAUUA